This is a messenger RNA of Cydia amplana, 2995 nucleotides long. It is a transcript of the gene Inx3, whose product is annotated as innexin inx3. Gene Ontology annotation, molecular function: gap junction channel activity. The record is from RefSeq and is a predicted model, not a curated record. Bases 295 to 1473 code for a protein of 392 amino acids. Gene Ontology annotation, biological process: phototransduction. The transcript is spliced from 9 exons. Gene Ontology annotation, cellular component: plasma membrane; gap junction. NCBI's taxonomy places the organism in Eukaryota, Metazoa, Arthropoda, Insecta, Lepidoptera, Tortricidae.
CCGGCGGACCGAUUGCACUGAUCCCCCAGUCAGUGUCUCGACCCGCGUGCAGCUGGUGUGCGAGCCAGCCGCCCGGACCACCCGUUUUACUUAACUCAUUUUAAAUCGUUCCAUUAUGAAAUACUCCGAAUCUAAGAAACCAGUGUUCAAUUAAUAUGAGAACGUGCUAUUUAAAUUAAAUGUGAGACCGUAUUUUAGUGUUGUGGUUAGACUGUAAACGUGAAAUUGUAAGUUUUGAGAAACCGGAGGUGGCGCUAGAAAAAUAACUGUUAGGUUUAAAACAGCUAAUUCAAGAUGGCGGUACUUGGUAUGGUGUCCGCGGUGGCGGGCUUCGUCAAAGUCCGCUACCUGAUCGACAAGGCCGUGAUCGACAACAUGGUGUUCAGGAUGCACUAUCGCAUCACAUCCGCCAUGCUGUUCCUGUUUUGUAUACUCGUUACGGCCAACAAUUUAAUUGGCGACCCAAUUUCCUGUAUCACCGAAGGCUCGAUACCACAGCACGUGUUAAACAACUUCUGCUGGAUCACAUACACGUUUACACUGCCGUACAGCCCGGCCGUCCAGCACGCCCAUCCCGGCGUUAAUAAUCUUGGCAAUGAGAACAAUCACGGAGCGGAUGACAAACGCAUACAUGCCUACUAUCAAUGGGUGCCGUUUAUGCUUUUCUUCCAGGGUCUCCUGUUCUACAUCCCCCACUGGAUCUGGAAGAACUGGGAGGAGGGCAAAGUGCGUAUGAUCUCCGAUGGCAUACGUGGCACGGUGGCCAACAUCUCCGAUGACAGGAAUAAACGACAGAACCGACUCGUCGAAUACCUUAUAGACACUUUGAACAUGCACAACACCUAUUCCUUUGGAUAUUUCUUCUGUGAAGCCUUGAACUUUGUCAAUGUUGUUGGCAACAUCUUCUUCCUAGACAAGUUCCUCAACGGCGCCUUCUUGACAUACGGAACUGAUGUAGUGAGGUUUUCGAACAUGAACCAAGAACAGAGGACAGAUCCUAUGAUCGAAGUCUUCCCCAGACUGACGAAGUGUACAUUCCACAAAUAUGGUGCUUCUGGCUCAAUUCAGAAACACGACUCACUCUGCAUCCUUGCCUUGAACAUCCUGAACGAGAAGAUAUUCAUCUUCCUCUGGUUUUGGUUCAUCAUCCUGUCGAUAGUAUCGGGGCUGGCGCUAGUGUACUCAGCGGCUGUGAUCCUCCUGCCCAGCACCCGUGAACAAAUCCUGAAGCGUCGCUUCCGCUUUGGAACGCCGAAGGGUGUCGAGGCUCUUGUUAGAAAGACGCAGGUGGGUGAUUUCCUGCUGCUGCACUUGCUCGGGCAAAACAUGUCGAUGCGGGUAUUCGGCGAGGUCCUGGACGAACUGUCUCGGCGGCUCCACCUCGGGUCCAACCCGCCCUCCGCGCCAUCCACCAUCGAGAUGGCUCCCAUAUACCCCAAUAUAGACAAGUUCUCCAAGGAAACAGAGACGUAAGCGACGAUAUGUUUAAAGUAGUACACAAUUUUGUCCAGUAGUCAUUUGAUAUUCGGCAUAGUGCCUCUAUUAUCAAAUAAUGGGCAGGGAAAGAUAAUUUUAUCUUAAUUCUUGGUAAAGAGGCAUUCGAAGGAAAUGUGUAUUACUUUAUAUUGUAACUGGGUUUAUUAAUUUAAACCUUUAGAUGUUCCAGGUAACGAAAAUAGACGGUUCAUGACAUUCCUUUUUAUUAGAAUAGAGAAGAAGACGAAAACGUUGACUACGCAUGCUAAGAACUAAGCCUCGAUUUGCCUUUUUUCUAAGCUUAAGCUUUAACUUUGGGUCUCAAUGAAAUAAAUUAGUGUAAAAUAUUUUUUCAAAAUCGUACGUUGGUAUUUUGUGAAUAAAAUAGUUAAUAAAUUGAAUUUUAUAGUGUGAACGGAUAGAUGUAAGGAGUGAUCUAAUUGUUACGAUGUUUUAAAUUGUGUGAGACUGUCGCGUAAAAGACGAUGAUAUAUGUGAACUAACACAUUGAAAUUAUCGAAUUUUAGUAGUUAGAAAUUCAAUUAUCGUUACAAAACGAAGCAGUUUGUUAACUUUGUGUCUAAGAAAAAAACUCAAUCUCAAUAAAGAUGACUUUGCUAACAUAGACGGAAAAUCGCAGGGAAGGCCUCUUACAGGGUGGUUUAGACGGAACAUGUGAGAGAUAUUAUUCUAGUUCAAAUAUAAUAAAAUAACUCCUUUUUAGUUUUAAAAUAAGCAUAUGAAGACUUGUUCUAAUAUGCAAUUAGUGGUAUAACUAAAUAAAUGCUUUUAUCUCAAUACUUUUGCACUUUAACGAGUAAUUCCAUAUUUUAACAUUUUACACCUAAUAAUUGACGAUAUUACCUAUAAUAGACUUAAAUUUACACAAAAAAGACGAAUACACAUAUCAGCAGCAUGAAAUGAUAUAAUUUUACUUUUUACUAGUAAUAGGUACAAAUUAAUUACUUAAGUGGUAGGAUUUCGGUGCAAAUUAUAAGGUACUAAACGUGUAGAGAAUAUUUUUGUACUCAAGUAAGUGACUCGAAAUAUUGUGCCAUUGUAACAAAUCCUUGUUAUGCCUUUUUAGAUGAAAUUGGACACCAGAUUUGCAUUUCCUGACUUCCUACGAUACUUUGUACAAUGUUUUCCAUUUUAAUAUCUCGAAUGUUUUAUGCAAAUGAUAUACUUAGUUGUAGUUUAUAUUAUUUUCAGUCAUUUUAGCCAUAUUCUUAAGAGUAAGAUAAUCAUUUUGAAAGAAUGUCCUACAUUUCCCUGUAUAAUAAGUUGUAGUAAGACUUUACUAUUUCAGUUUUAGCAGUAUGCCUGUGACAUUAACUAUAUUAUUUUACUUUACUACAUAAACAAGAUAUUGUUUUUAUUAUUUCAUGGUAAAUACCUGUAGCCGAUCAUUGCGUACAAUUAUGUAAGAAAGACUGCUACUGUGAAAGUGUGUACACAUUUUCACGUAGUUUCUAUGUAGUUUGGUUAUAUUUUCUUUCAAAUAAACGAAUUAAAAGUU